This is a messenger RNA of Ananas comosus (pineapple), 817 nucleotides long. RefSeq names its product UPF0098 protein CPn_0877/CP_0992/CPj0877/CpB0906. Bases 154 to 681 code for a protein of 175 amino acids. NCBI's taxonomy places the organism in Eukaryota, Viridiplantae, Streptophyta, Magnoliopsida, Poales, Bromeliaceae. The record is from RefSeq and is a predicted model, not a curated record. The transcript has 2 exons.
GUUCGUGUGCUAUAUUAUGACCCGACACUUCCUCAAUUACAACAUAACGGUAUUGCUAGAAUCAUAUAGUAGAGAAGCAGCAACAGCAGAAAAAAAAAAAAAAAUUGGUGAGAAAAAAACGAGGAGGAGAGAAUUAAGUGGUAAUAAAUAAUAAUGGCGGUGAUAGUGGAGGAAUUGAGGGAGGAGGAGAAGCUGCGGCUGGUGUCGCCGGCGUUCGCGGAGGGGGGGAGGCUGCCGCGGCACUACACGGGGGAGGGGCAGGGGGCGAAGCGGGACGUGUCGCCGCCGCUGGAGUGGUACGGGGUGCCGGAGGGGACGAAGUCGCUGGCGCUGGUGGUGGAGGACAUCGACGAGCCGCAGGAGAAGUCGACGCCGAUCGUGCCGUGGACACACUGGGUGCUGGUCAACAUACCCCCCGACGUCCGCCGCAUCCCCGAGGGCUUCUCCGGCAAGGAGGAGGACCUCGGCGGCGAGUACGCCCGCAUCAAGGAGGGCCACAACGACUGGAAGGUCCCCGGCUACCGCGGCCCCAUUCCCACCCACCACGGCCACCGCAUCCGCUUCCGCCUCUUUGCCCUCGACGACGAGAUGCACCUCGGCAACAAGGUUACGAAGGAGAAGCUUUUGGAUGCAAUUCAGGGACAUGUUCUGGAAGAAGCUGAAUUGGUGGCCAUAUACUGAUCAUGACGAAGAGCUUCUUGCUGCAGCUUUAUCAACAACGAAGAGUUUCUUAAUUUUCCCUCUGUUGUGAACUCACUCGCGCUUGUGUAAAAAAACUAAGUCCCAACUUAAUAAGAAGCUGUUGUUUGAAUAUGUA